AUGGGAGGAGCUGAUAGCGAUACCAUCAAGUUGCAGAACCUCCGUAAGGUCUAUCGAAGAGGAGUCACAGUGGCAGUACAGGGGUUGUCAUUCGGUCUCAAACAGGGCGAGUGCUUCGGCUUCUUGGGCAUUAAUGGCGCGGGCAAGACAACUACGAUGAAGAUGCUCACGGGUGACAUCGUGCCCACGUCUGGCAACGCCACAUUGAGUGGCUACGACAUCUUGACGCAACAAGUGCAAGUGCGACGCCAGAUCGGCUACUGCCCGCAGAACGACGCACUCAUCGACUUGCUGACUGUACGAGAACAUCUCGAGUUGUUCGCGAAGAUCAAAGGUGUCCCCAACUCCGACUUGGACCUGGUAGUGCGUGAGAAGAUGGAACAACUGAACUUGACGGCGUUCGAAGACAAACUGGCUGGUAGUCUGAGUGGCGGCAACAAGCGCAAGUUGUCUGUGGCUAUCGCGAUGAUCGGGUCGCCCCGGAUUUUGUUCCUGGACGAGCCAUCCACAGGUAUGAUGGACCCGGUUUCGAGACGAUUUAUGUGGGACGUAAUCUCGGAGAUCUCGACGUACAAUAAGGAGUCGACGGUGGUGCUGACCACACAUAGUAUGGAGGAGUGUGAGGCGCUUGUACAGCACUUGAAGAACCGGUUUGGUGACGGACUCAUGUUUGACGCCAAGCUACAGACGCCCACUGCAGAAUCCGUGACUGAACUGGUGCUGCGUCACUGUGACGCGGUGGACUCUCGUAUCGAAGAAGGAGAACUAGCAGAGACUUGUCGCUUGUUUGGCAACGCGACGUGGACGCAGAAGGUCGUCAACACUCAUCCGACAGGACACACGAUCGCUAACCUGAUCAAGCGUGAUGGAUACGUCUUGGCGAAUAGCUUCGCGGCGUGGUGGAUCACGGAGACGCGGUUCGAGAAUGUGUUGGCGUUCUUGCAAGAGAACUUCGGGUCGGUUGAGCUACUGGAGCGUCAGCACGACUCGUGCUGGUUCAAGAUCCACGACCAAUCCGCAGACGCUAAUAGUCUACGACUGUCGAAUGUGUUUGAACUGGUGGAGAACGCCAAGUCUCGCUUGUCUAUCCGCGAGUACAGCGUCUCGCAGACCACAUUGGAACAGAUCUUCAACGCGUUCGCAAGUCAGCAGGACGUGGACGAACCGGUCCUCACCACGCCUACAAACAGCCCCAGCAACUCUGGAGACAGAAGACCUGGGUGGGUUUCACGUACCCUGCAUCGUUAG
Messenger RNA from Phytophthora infestans T30-4, 1248 nucleotides. RefSeq names its product ATP-binding Cassette (ABC) Superfamily. Gene Ontology annotation, biological process: lipid transport; transmembrane transport. Gene Ontology annotation, cellular component: intracellular membrane-bounded organelle; membrane. The transcript is spliced from 2 exons. Gene Ontology annotation, molecular function: ATP hydrolysis activity; ABC-type transporter activity; lipid carrier activity. Lineage: Eukaryota; Oomycota; Peronosporomycetes; Peronosporales; Peronosporaceae. Bases 1 to 1248 code for a protein of 415 amino acids. The record is from RefSeq and is a predicted model, not a curated record.